GAUAUAUUAGUAUUGUUAAACACUCUAUCUGAGCCGUUGCGAUACAGAUCCUGCUCUGUCUGACUCCAGCUAGCACAUCACACCUGCGGCCCCGAGUAAGCCUAAGGAAGAAUGUCCGCCAUCACCCCUCAAAAGCGGUAUGAGCCCAAGGACUCCAUCACACUAGGCUUCUCUGCAGCAGGCAUGUCUGCCAUUGUUGGCACAGUCGUCUCUGCCGCGCAAAACUCACUCGGCAAGCACAACUUUGGUGCCAUGGGUAUCUUUACACGGUCCGGCGCGACCAUUGCUCUUUUCGCAACAGCCGGUGGUCUCUAUGCCUUUGGAGAAGCAGCUUCUUCCAAUCUACGGGAAACAAAUGAUGCCUGGAACCAAUUCUACGGUGGUGCACUCGCAGGUGCGACAGUGGGUGUGUAUAAACGCACCAUUCCGGCAGUUGUUGGGUAUUCUGCUGGUGUCGCCGUGCUCAUGGGCUUGUUUGGCUGGAGCGGUGGUCAUAUCGGAGGCAUCUAUGCGCAUAUGGAUAAGAAGGAGAAGGCGGAGUGGGAGAAGACCUUCUUUGCCAAUGAGAGGAGAUUGCCGCGGAGUGAAGUCCUGGAGAAGCUGAGUGCGGCCCCGAAGUAGAGUGCCUUGCUGCUUUCUGAGGCUCUGUAUGCAUCCUAUAGAAGCCGUCUCUAUCUUGCUAUGAGCCCUCUUCCCGUAGACUCACAAGUCUUUCCCAUG
Messenger RNA from Protomyces lactucae-debilis, 720 nucleotides. RefSeq lists its product as uncharacterized. The transcript has 2 exons. Gene Ontology annotation, biological process: mitochondrial respiratory chain complex I assembly. Lineage: Eukaryota; Fungi; Ascomycota; Taphrinomycetes; Taphrinales; Protomycetaceae. The record is from RefSeq and is a predicted model, not a curated record. The coding region runs from base 112 to 621 and encodes 169 amino acids.